This is a messenger RNA of Apus apus (common swift), 2724 nucleotides long. RefSeq names its product B cell scaffold protein with ankyrin repeats 1 (gene BANK1). Gene Ontology annotation, biological process: negative regulation of B cell activation; negative regulation of phosphatidylinositol 3-kinase/protein kinase B signal transduction; signal transduction. The record is from RefSeq and is a predicted model, not a curated record. Gene Ontology annotation, molecular function: signaling receptor binding; protein tyrosine kinase binding. The transcript has 17 exons. Lineage: Eukaryota; Metazoa; Chordata; Aves; Apodiformes; Apodidae. The coding region runs from base 1 to 2385 and encodes 794 amino acids.
AUGCGCCCGGCAGGUCGCCGAGGGGCGGCGGGCGGGCUGGACGGGUGCGAGGAAAAGUCAAAGGAUAUUCUUGUGAUAUAUGAAGAAGAAGCAGAAGAGUGGGCUCUGUAUUUAAAAUCUCUUUUUGGACACAUAGUGAAUGAAGGAGGAAUUUUACUCUACAGUCUAAAGACUUUGUCUUUCAAGCAUCAGGAGUUAUUGUCUUUACUCUGUUAUAAAUGUAAACUCCUGAUACUAUCAUGUGGACUUCUUAACUGCCUGAAUCAGAAGAGAAGUUAUUUUCUGGAGCAAGUUCUAAAACCUCCGGAUAACGUGGUGAUUCUGCUUUGUGGGGUGGAGAAUUCAGCGAUACUUUAUGAAAUACUGACCUUAGAUGGAGGCAGCAAAGAGAUCUCCACUGAUCAGGAACCUGAGGAAUACCUGUCUGUUGUUACUGGAAUUAUUCAAUCAGGUAAGUCACAGAAUGAAAAUCUUGGAGACUCUUUGUCUUAUGUCUAUGAAGCAGUUCUUGGAGAUGAUCACCAGACUAGUUAUGAUGUUAGAUUGUCAGAUGCCAGGGAGGCAUCACAGCAAGCAGACCAUAGAUUUAAAACAGAGGUACUUUCUGAAACAUUAGAAACUAACAAGCAGUCGAUAUUGGUGCUUCCAAGAAGAAUAUCAUGUGAGAACCCUGGUGAAAUAUUCAUUUUGUUGAAAGAUGAAAUAGAGUAUGAAACUUUAGAAAUUGAAUUUGUGGCAGAUAAUAAACGCAUUAGGACACAGCCAGCCUCUUGGAAUAAGAAGGUCAAGUACAUAAAAGCUUUGGAUUUCCCUCCUGGCCCUGUAUUUGUAAAUGUCUACUGUGGGGGAGUCAUUAAGACCACAGCGCAGAUCAAGUACUAUACUGUACUAGAGGAGAUGGAGCACAUUUUUAAGAAAGUGGCUGACCCAAUAGCUUUCAUUUGUCAGGCUUUUAAAUUUUCUUCUGUAGAGAAGCUGGACAACGUUAUGACUUUGUUAGUGAAAAGAAAAAUGUCUACUUAUGAAUUAAGAACAUUCCAAAGUGAAGAGCAGCACCAUCAACAAGCUAAUACCUAUUUGGAAGAAUUUCCUACUCUACUUCACUGUGCAGCCAGAUUUGGAUUAAAGAACCUUGCAACAUUUCUGCUUGGUUGUCCUGACGCCACAUGGGCUUGCAAAAUCACCAACAAAUAUGGAGAUGAUCCAGCAAAUAUUGCUGAGAAGCAUGGGCACAGGGAUCUAAGAAGAUUAAUCCAAGAAUCAUCAAAUAAUACAGCAGAUGAUUUCACCAAUUGUGAGAAGGAAGCAGAAGAUGAUGACACUUACGUGCUUAUGUUAGGCUCAGAAACUCAAGCAGCCAUGACAUUAAAAGCCAAGAAGAACCCAGGAAAUCAGGAUGGAAUUGGAUCAAGAUAUCAAGAAGAAGCUGAGGUGGAUGAGGAAAAGAAAGAUUAUGUAGAAGACAGCAGAGAGGAGACAGAACAUGAAAAUCAAGAACUGGAAGAUUCAUACAGCUUUCACAGCAGUCCUGAUGUUCUGUAUGCCAACAUAUCUGAUGAUUUUGAGGAGAAGAGAAGAGACUGCUUUUUCUGCAAGAGACCACCUCCUCCUCCCCCUCGAAAUCUCCCUGGCACCCUAAGACAGGAGAAUCUGCACAAUUUAUCUCAAGGGAGGAAUUUUGGGGAGGACAGAAGUGAAAGAGAACGUGGUGAUGGACUCCUAACAGCAUGCUACAGAGAAGAGCAAUAUACAUGGGAGGAAGAUGGUGAGGAGGAACACCCAUACACUUCUGCAAAAUUGGAUGAAUCUCUGUACGAUUGCAUACUGGCUGAGGAGGAGAAAAAGAAAGAACGCAGGUCCUUCAUUGUGAACAGGCCACCAGCUCCUGCCCCUCGUCCUGUAUGUUUACCCACCAGAGAGAACACUCCCUACAUAGUACAAGUGUUUCAGCAAAAGGCCACUCGAGUGCCUGGUGAAAACGACAGGACAUAUUGCGAGGCCAGGAAGCCCGGUAGUGUAGCAGUACACAGAGACCAUACUGGCACAGUAACUGACAGCACUGUGAAAUACAACAUCCCUGCUGAACAGGAAGAACUCAUCCACUUGCAGGAACAGGUGAAAAAGGGGGCAGUGUCUGUGGAUAAAGCUCUCGACAGAUUUAAACAGUGGCAGAAUGAAAACCAGAGGCUACAGUCUACUCAACAGGAAAAAGGGCACCACCUUAGAGACACCAGUAUUGGAAACAGACUGGAAAAGGAAAAUCUGAAUGUUCCUAAGGAAAGCAGACCAGAGGGCAUUCCUUUUAGAGACUUUUUGCUCAACUUGCCAUUUAAUAAACUGUCUCCAACUAGGAACCCAACAGACAAAGAACAGAUGCCCAAUUAACAGAGUAUUUCUUACAGUGUGAUUCCUCAGCCAGCUGUGCUUCAGUUCCUGUUGCUUGGCAUCCCAGCCUCUAAGCUGCACCCUGACAGCCUCAGGCUCCAGCACCUACUGCUGUGACAUGGCUGUGUGACCAUCGACACACUUCCAGGAUCUUGGAAUCUCUCACCUGGGCCAGCUCUGGAAAAAGUCCAGUAUCACUAAAGCACAUUAAUAAGACUUCUUGUAAAGUCAGCAUGGAAUUUUACAUUUCUUCUGUGGCAAUUUUUUUUUUCAAUAUGACAGCUGAGGAUUUACAUGCUUUGGUUAAUUAUUUUAAAACUCAUUUUAAUUUUCCCACAA